Molecule: messenger RNA, 1009 nt
Organism: Gadus morhua (Atlantic cod)
Lineage: Eukaryota; Metazoa; Chordata; Actinopteri; Gadiformes; Gadidae
Exons: 2
Coding region: 32-652 (206 amino acids)
Source: RefSeq, a predicted model, not a curated record
AUGAGCUGUGCUACUAUAUCAGGAAUCUGAAAUGCCGUUGUUGAGCAGAAGACAGAGAGCCCUGCCAAGGAAACACUCGAAGAAAACUCCAUAUAGCAUAACCAGAGUAAUGGCCGGGUACCAGCGCUGCAUAUCCCUGGCCUUGCUGUGUCUCUUGCUGUGCCACGACUCCCUGGGAGUCAAUAGUAAGGCGUGCACUGAAACAAGAACCUCUACACCCUUCCCCGAUAGUCAUUUCCUACCGGACGAUCAACCCGAAGGCUUCGCUGGUUCGACAUGGAAGGAUUACGUUAAGAUCAAACCUCUCUUACCUGGAGCCCACUCCUUCCUAUAUCAGAGAGACAAAAAUGAUGUUAUGGACGUGUGCAAAGACAAGGGGGGCCGGCAGUUCCCAGGCCAAUCGAAGAGAGAUGGGUGGGACUUCAAGGAGUCAGACCUGUGCAUCAGCAACAAGAAAUUCAAAUUUCGCAAAGUGACAAUCGAUACAGAUCCAAGUGUUGUUCCUCAGGUCAUAGAUGAGGAGAAGUACCUGAUUCUGGGCUGUGUGUUGGUGAAUAAAGUUUGUGUGCCCUCCCACUUUGAGGGCAACUAUCAUAACGAGGAGCCUAAUGUCCUGGAUAAAGGCUGCGCAGGAGGAGUUCCACCAAAGUAGUCUUUCUAAUCUUAUUUUUUUUCUGAUCUAAAUAUUUUGGAAGAAUUGAGCGUGUAGGCCUACUACUAAUUUGACACAUUUGGUAUAUGAAUAUUUUUCUGUUCUGUUAAUUUCUUUCAAAGUGUAAUCAUUCACAACGUUUCUUUAUAUUGAAUUGACCUUCAAUUCCAAUCGUUUAAAUAUAUAUACAUUUGAAUAUAUACAUGAAAAAUAGCCUGAUUAAGCAUUUGUUUCCUGUAGGCCUACUGCUUUCUUUUGUCUUUCUUUGUCUGAUCUAACUCAUCUCUACUCUGAGUCACUAUUGACCCUUCUGCCUAAUGCUAUAUGAAGUUCUGCAAUAAAUUCUGCCUGGUUAAA